Molecule: messenger RNA, 1022 nt
Organism: Pelagomonas calceolata
Lineage: Eukaryota; Pelagophyceae; Pelagomonadales; Pelagomonadaceae
Source: the annotation of a GenBank genome assembly
AGGCAUCCCUAGCAAGCGGCAGAGCAGAGCAACUCACAGCGACGGCAGAGCACAGGCGUCCGUAGCGUCAAUACGGGCAUCAAUUGACAAUAAUGGCGCGCCCGCGACGGCGCCUGUUGGCAGGCGGCGUCGCCGCCGCUUUCCUCACCGUCGCCUCCGCCUUGCAGCCAGCACUGCGGGUGAGGACGCCGGCCCUCGCGCGCGCGACGCGACCAAGCGUCGCGCGCGCAUACUCAGGAAUAACCGCGCUGCGCGCAACAGAGGGAGACGACGACACGGCCGUCGCCGACGAGGAGGCCGCGUCGGACGAGGCCGAUGAGGCCGUCGCCGAGGAGGAGGAAACUGUCGACGAAGAGGAGGAGGAAGAGGAGGGGGAGGACCCGAACGCCGAAGUUAAAGCGGAAAUAGCCCAGCUCGAGGCCCAGCUCAAGGAGAAGCGCUUGGAAUUAAGUAGGGCGAACGGCGCCGCCGCCGAAGCCUCUGAAGCGGGCUAUUAUAGAAUAGUGGCCGACGUCAGCACCUACAAGAAGAACGCCGCGAAGCAGCAGGAAAGUGUCGCCGAGGUGGCCAAGGCCGACGCGUUUAGAAUUUUUGACAAGGUUCUGUUGGCGUUCGAGGAGGCCCGAAGUGAACCCCCGAGCGACGACGACGAGGCCAAGGUCCAUUCGGACUUCGAGCUCAUUUCCUCGGGCUUGCUGGAGCAGUUCAAGCUCCUGGGGCUGGAAGAAUUUGAAGCGAGUGCGGGCGACGCGUACGAGCCGUGGCGCCAUGAAGCGGUCGAGUCGAGGCCUUCCGAGAAGGAGGCCGCCGAGGUGGCCGAAUGUUUGACGGGGGGUUAUCGGCUGACGUCGACGGGGGCCGUCGUGCGCAAGGCGAAAUGCGUGGUCGACCUGGCCAAGGAGAAAGCCGAGGAGGACGAGGAGGAGUCUGAAGAGGAGUCGGAGGAGUCGGAGGCGGAGGACGCGUAGUAGAGUCCUAAUAAAUUUAAUACACGACUAGGAGCGACGACUCGGAUAGAUCGA